Penaeus indicus is the source of this 693-nucleotide messenger RNA. RefSeq lists its product as uncharacterized. NCBI's taxonomy places the organism in Eukaryota, Metazoa, Arthropoda, Malacostraca, Decapoda, Penaeidae. The transcript has 2 exons. The record is from RefSeq and is a predicted model, not a curated record. Bases 1 to 693 code for a protein of 230 amino acids.
AUGGCAACCAACGCGCCGGGCAACACUGAACACUCGCGCCUCGGAUCCUUGGAGAGAAACCGUCUCCCGCCCGCGCCCCCCUCUCCUGACGUGACUGCAGUCGGGAAUAUUUGGCCCCAAAGCCCCCCGCCCAAACGCACAGCUGAUCUGCCAUUCGCCGAAAUGAAGCCCCAGCUAAACCCGGCGCCUCUUGGGGAGUCCCAGCGACGCCCUUUCGCCUCCUCCUGCGCCUCCUGCUCCUCCCAAGGGCCUAUCCUCGCAAGACACGCGCGGAGACGACGCCCGGACACGACGUCUCUCCCUCUCCUCCCCGCGCCCUCCUCCGUGCCCACAGGUCCUCCGGGACAGGGGCAGGAGCCGAAGCGAAAACCACCCGCGUUGGGAAAAAAAAGGCACGACCCAGCAGGGCUUUUCCUCCCCUUAUUGAUUACCGCGUCGCCGCCUCGCCCGUCACUCACUUACCUCGACCACGCCACACACAGCCUCCGUGCGCCGCCCUUCACAUCCCCGACGGCGCCCUCUUGGUGUCGAGCGCAGCGUCACGGCGCCGAAUCUCCCGCCGAGGCCCGAGUCCCUCCGCAAGCGCCCAGGAGAGAGAGAGGCUCGAAGGCGCCGCAGCAGAAGGAGUCUCCUCGGGGCGACCGGCGCGACGCCAGAGCCAUCUGGGGGCGGCGGCGGAAACUCCCGGGAUAG